Messenger RNA from Pseudopodoces humilis (Tibetan ground-tit), 390 nucleotides. The record is from RefSeq and is a predicted model, not a curated record. NCBI's taxonomy places the organism in Eukaryota, Metazoa, Chordata, Aves, Passeriformes, Paridae.
AGCGAGCUGGGGCUGUUGCAUUUCCUGGACAUCUCGGUGGGUCGGGAAGUGGCCGCGCUCCGAACCCGGAACGGCCGCGCCGGCGCCGUGGCCCAGAACCCGGCCAGCGGCGUCGUCCACCUCGGCCACGCCAACGGAACCGUUUCCCUGUGGACUCCCAACAUUCCCGAGCCCGUGGUCCGGCUCCUGGCCCAUCGCGGAUCCGUGCGCGGCCUCGCCGUCGACGCCUCGGGAAGCCUCAUGGCCACGUCGGGUUUGGACCGGAAGAUCCGGAUUUUUGACCUGCGGAAUUUCGGGAUCCUGCGGGAAUGGGGGGUCCCAACGGGGGCUGCACACCUGGAAUUCAGCCAGAGGGGGCUCCUGGCCAGCGCCUGCGGGGACCUGGUGCAG